Messenger RNA from Podarcis muralis (Common wall lizard), 2462 nucleotides. RefSeq names its product tektin 3 (gene TEKT3). Gene Ontology annotation, biological process: cilium assembly; cilium movement involved in cell motility. NCBI's taxonomy places the organism in Eukaryota, Metazoa, Chordata, Lepidosauria, Squamata, Lacertidae. The record is from RefSeq and is a predicted model, not a curated record. Gene Ontology annotation, cellular component: nucleus; microtubule cytoskeleton; sperm flagellum.
CAGGAAGAUGUUUCUCCCGGGCAUUGGGGAGCAGCAGCCUGGGUAUACUGGAGGCUCCCUCCCCUCCAGCCCGUCCUCUUCUCUUCCUCAGAGCUAACCUGCAGACAGCUCUUCUUUGAUAUAGGAAACUUGGUUGGAUAGACAUUUACAAUCAUGGAGCUUGUAGGCUCUACCUUGACGGCAACAUAUGCCCAUCCAAGACCAACGCCCUCAAAUUUUCUGCCGGCCAUCAGCACCAUGGCAUCGAGCUAUAAGAACAGAUUCCCUCACUAUGCCCUGACCCACAGCUUGAGCCUUCCCUGGAGACCUAGUGCCUAUUACAAAGUCGCUGCUAUCACUCCAACUUUGGCCCCCUUCUCCAAGAGUUCUCAAGGGCUCACGCCAUGCAACAUGCUCCCCUAUGUUUCCAACAGAACAGCACUCUUCACUAGGUACACUCCCGAAGACUGGUAUAGAGCUAACCUAACAAAUUUCAAGGAAUCAGAGGCAUCACGCCACAAUGCCGAGAGGUUGAGGGUGGACACUUCCCGGAUGAUUCAAGACAAGGACCAGCAGAUAAGGAAAACCCAAACGGAAUCAACAAGAAAUCUAGGAGAACGAGUCAAUGACAUCAUAUUUUGGAAAUCAGAGCUCAACCAUGAGAUUGAUGGAAUGAUUGGGGAGACAAAUGCUCUUUCAGAUAUGAAGAAACGACUUGAAAGGGCCAUAUUAGAAACAGAAGGGCAACUCCAGGUAGCCCAGGAAUGUCUGCUUCACCGAGAGAAGAGGAUGGGCAUUGACCUUGUUCAUGAUGAUGUGGAAAAACAACUAAUGACAGAGGUUGACGUCAUCCUAUCAUGCCAAGAGAGAAUGAGAAGAUACCUGGGUAAGACAGCGGCCCAACUUGCAGCAAAUAGAGCAGCCCAGCAUGAACUGGAGAAAGACCUGAGUGACAAGCAAGCAGCUCAACGAAUCGAUGACAAGUGCCACCAUCUCAGGAACACAUCUGAUGGCAUUUCCUUUUAUCGAGGCGUCGAGCGAGUCGAUGCCACGAUUUCUGUGCCAGAAUCCUGGGCCAAGUUUACUGAUGAUAACAUUAUGCGCUCCCAGAGCGAGCGGGCUGCCUCCGGCAAACUCCGGGAUGAUAUUGAAACGCUGCUUGUGACGACUGCCAAUGAGAUGUGGAACCAAUUCAACAAAGUGAAUGUCGCCUUUACCAACCGCAUCUCUGAAACGGCUGAUGCCAAAAACAAGAUCCAGGCCCAUCUGGCUAAGACUCUACAAGAAAUCUUUGAGACAGAGAUGACUAUAGAAGCACUUCGUAAGGCCAUCAAGGACAAAGGGUGUUCCUUGAAGGUUGCCCAAACACGUCUGGAUGAGCGCUUGCGUAGACCCAACAUAGAACUCUGCCGGGACUCUGCCCAAUUACGCCUUGUGAACGAAGUGUAUGAAAUUGAUGACACCAUCCAGGACCUUCAGCAGAGGCUAAGAGAUGCAGAAGAUACGCUCCAGGCACUGGUUCACACCAAAGCCAAUCUAGAACAUGACCUGGCUGUCAAAGCAAAUACACUCUUCAUUGACCAGGAGAAAUGCAUGGGGAUGAGGAAGACCUUCCCCAACACACUGAGGCUGGUGGGAUAUACAUAGGCUGGAGCUAACCCUCAAGACAUUGUGUGGGGGGAUGGGAAAUUACUAAAGAAGUAUGUCUAGGGGAGGUUUGCUCUGUUGCACUUUUAUGAAAUUUUGAGGUGUUUAUUUUUGAAGAUAUGACUAUAUUUUCAUUUAUUAAAGCAUGAUCUGCACACAAAUUUAGCUAUCUUCUAUUUGAUGUGUCUUCCCUGUUUUCUAUACUGAUGUUCUUUCCUUUAUGGGAUCUGCAUGCACACAAUGUUUAUUGUGGGUGGCCUAUGUCAUGCAGUCCAAUCCAAUGCAUGUUUUUACUUGGCAGUAAGCCCCAAUGAGUUCGAUGAAGCUUACUCCCAAGUAAGUGAGCAUAGGAUUGUGUCUUAUGCCCUGAUCAAAUACAAAGAAAAGUGUGUGCAGAAGGGCAACUGCGUGCCUCUUUCCUUGAGUUGAGAGCUUGAUUCUGAAGCUAGUCUGUUAGUAUUCAGAACUGCCAAUUGUCUGUUCAUGGAGUGGACUGAGGAAGGGAGACUGAAUCCAGCCUUAUGUGCUCCCUUCCCUCCACCCAAGCAAAUGAUGGAUUCUGAACACAGAUUAUCUGAUUAUUUUUUGUGUUUGUGCAGCGCAAGCUCCUGGACCAGACAGAGCCAGAUCUUAUUCUUGUCAUCUCAGCCUAAAAUUUUAGGCAUCUCAAAUUGCAAAAUUCCUUUGUUUUAUUUGAAUGGGGUAGAUGGCACAAAGGUGUCUGAAUUUUUUUAGCAAUUAGUGUCAUUCGGUGCUGAUAUAUAUUUUGUAUUUUUAGGUACGUGGAAAGAUAAGCAUGAAUGAUGUGACAUCAAAUAAAGAAACUUCCCAAUAUA